UCCUCCAGGCUCCUUCACCGUGUGCGAGGUCUGCGCCAUCACCAAUGACUGCAUACCCCUAUUGACAGUGGCUUGUUGACCAACGAUGCCCGCCAGCCAAGGACAUGAUGCGCUGCUGGACCAGCUGCAGGCACAAGUGAACCUCGUGCUCGAGCAAACGGGCCGAGUGUUCGCUGCGGUCAAUACCAAUCCGAAGUCUCCACCAACCGCACAGGUGAACAAGCUCAAGCAGACACUGCCGCCGGCCACGAACCGCUUUCACGAUGCGCUGCAUCAGCUUCAGAGCGAGCUGCAACUCGCGCAACUCGUGCUGCGCCGCGAUCUGGCCAUCUGCAGAGAGAAGACAGGCCAGCAAGCCCGUGCAGCCGUCCAACCCCAGCACGCACAACCCACGACCACACAUUUGAAAUCUGAUCCCUCGACACGGCAGGCCGAAAGAGAAAUUGCAGCGAAUGAAGCGUCCUCUGGGAACCCUGGCGUUCUCGAUCAGCCCCAGGACCAGGAUGUCACCAUGCAGGAACCAAACGACGAGAAGACGACCAACAUUAUUCAAGCUUCAACGAACGACGUCGACAUGGGCAAUCUUGCCUCGGAUCCGCAGCCUGAUGCGACCGAAAUGAAACCUGCUCCUUCGCAAGCUGCACAUACCAUGCCUGUCGCUGCAGCACCGGGUCUGGCUGAUGCCAAGCAAUCCACCAACGCGCUUCAGAUUGACACUAAGCCUGGCGAAAAGCCGCCAGAUACCGCUGUGGGCAGCGCGCCGGGUGAUCUCGACUCGCUCUUCAAUGAUGGCGGCAACGAUGGUAAUGCAUCUUUGACCAAUGAUUUCAACUUCGAUACGAACAACGAUGGGGGCGAGAUAGACUUUGGCGACUUCGGCAAUAACUUCAGCACCGACAACAACGAUAACGACAAUAUUUCAUCUCUGCUGCCGGGUCUGGAAGACUAUGCCAAUACGCAGUCGACGAGUAAUGCUGAGCUGGACCUGAAUGCUCUCUUCGGCACCGGCAAUGACAGUCAGAACAACGGCAUGAAUAGUCAAGGAGCCGGCGAGCAGCGCGACACCACUUUCGACGAUCUUAUGGAUCUGGCCAAUUUCGAUGGCACCGGCCUCGACGAUGGCAAUAACAACAACGCUGAUCUCGACUUUGACAGUAUGUUCAAUUGAUCUUGGAAGAUACUUUAAGUGACACAUAAAACAUACUACCCCAGAACUCUUGCAAUGAUUCCUCGUUUCAUCGUUUCAUCGUAUCCUUCGUGUCGUGCCCCAAUAAACCCUGCAGCCACAUCCUCCGCCCUCCUCGCAAUGCUUUUCGUUUCUUUGAUGAUGAUGUCUAGCUAAGUCGAAAAUGGAAAUAAGAAAGUAGUCUGAAAGAGAUGAAGGUAUGUGCAAUCGUGUGAACGAGUCCUGCUCAAAUUGCCCUUUCGCGUCUUGACGCCACCAGCUUAUUCCCUUCCGCUCGAGUGUGAGUUCGAAAGCUCUGUGCAUGCUGCCUUGCAGGUAAUCGCACAGAUGUCCAGGAGCCGAUGGCUUAAGAUGAGAUGAUGAUGAUAAGUAUGAUAGAUUUCGAGUGGUGAGAAGGCUUGGUCGUAUUGUAUCGUGUUGGAUGUCGUGUGCGGCGGCGCAGCGCCCUCUCAUGGUUGCUCUUGCUGAGUCUCAGUAGUAGAUGUCUCCUCCUCCUCCUUCUCCUCGGUAAUGUCGACGACCUUGUCCUCGCCAGUCACAGCCUUGAGCUUAGGUAGCUUGGCGUCCGGGAUGCUCGGCUUGGAAGUCAUGAUCUGAGCCAGUGCAUCGGUGUACACGAUUGGCAAGUCACC
This is a messenger RNA of Pseudocercospora fijiensis CIRAD86, 1818 nucleotides long. RefSeq lists its product as uncharacterized. The coding region runs from base 86 to 1168 and encodes 360 amino acids. The record is from RefSeq and is a predicted model, not a curated record. The transcript is spliced from 3 exons. Lineage: Eukaryota; Fungi; Ascomycota; Dothideomycetes; Mycosphaerellales; Mycosphaerellaceae.